AUGGUCCUGGCUGAUCGUUUCGAAAUUGACUUUGACUUGCCUCCAAGCGCACCCAACUUGGGCAUCUAUAAAGUCAUUUCUCAUUUAUUACAGAUAAUCUUUGCAUUUUUGACAUUGUGCGUUACAGUUCCCAUUAUUGUAGCAGAGAGAAAAUUCUACAACACCAGCCAAGGCAAUCCCAAUUUCACACUGUUCGUAACUGCGCAGACUAUAUUGAUUGCUGCUGCUUUAACUUAUUUUCCAUUUUCAAAAAUCAACAAAAAAGUGGAAGUAGGCUGUUAUGCCACCAUACGAAGAUUCUUUUUACGACCACGCUCAAGGCUUAUCUUCAGUAUUUAUAUGGCUAUUUGUUGGUUUAUUGCCAUGAUUGUCAUGACAGCUCAUACCACAAAGCGCUCGAAUUGCGCCUUGGAUUCCAAUCUUUUAGAGAAGGACGAUAGCUACGAAGAUACAUGGAAUAAUCAGUGUCGUUGUGCUAGAGCUUCCGCUGCAUUCUCCUGGCUUUCAUUUUUCAUUUCGACUGUACCUGUGGUUAUCAGCGGUGUUCUAAUGUGGCAUGAAAAGAAAUUGAUCCAUGCGGAGCCAAAACCGGCUCGUGAGGUGGACGCAAUAGAUGAAAAACGGAAUAGCAGCAGUAGCUACAAUGAAGAUGCACCUACUAUCGUCGAUACAGAUAUUCGGGAAAAGGAUAAAGAAUCCAUCAUCAGUUAUCAAUUUUCUUCCCCUCUUGGUGACCAUGUAAACACGCCGAUUCCUAAUAAUAUUACAACUACUCUUCCAUCACCAUCUUUAUCGGCUCAUGGGACGCCUCACAGCAGCAAUCAGGCACGCAGUUAUACACCAUCCUUGGCUUCACCAUACAUGCAUCAAGAUACGUCUCUUUGUUUGACAUCACCUCCUCUCCCACCUCUCCAUUAUCAGCAUCCCUAUUCCGCUAGUGAUACACCUGCUUUAUCAACUAUUUCUGCACCUUACUUACCUCCAGGAACCCAGGCCAUGAUAUCCAGCCCUCCUCCUCCGGCCAUAUCACAACACUACGCUCCUUUCAUACAACCACCGCCUCCGCCUUCCUCACAAUUGUAUGAUGCUUGUGUUUCUGGAAUUGUACCUUCAGCACCACCUAUGCAAUAUCCACCAACAACGGGCAGUGGUUCUAGCAAUAUGAACGUUAACUCACCCUACCAACACAUGGUUCCACCAUCUAUCAACUCGUAUAUGUCUCCACCACCUUCUACAUAUAGCUGCCCUUCUCAAACUUAUUACAUAGCACAACAACAAUAUCCUACUACUACUACGAGUCCAAUGUACAGUAAUAACCAACCAUCGUAUCAUCGCCCUUAA
Molecule: messenger RNA, 1341 nt
Organism: Mycotypha africana
Lineage: Eukaryota; Fungi; Mucoromycota; Mucoromycetes; Mucorales; Mycotyphaceae
Exons: 3
Coding region: 1-1341 (446 amino acids)
Cellular component (GO): membrane
Source: RefSeq, a predicted model, not a curated record